Molecule: messenger RNA, 4340 nt
Organism: Drosophila busckii
Lineage: Eukaryota; Metazoa; Arthropoda; Insecta; Diptera; Drosophilidae
Gene: l(2)gl
Product: protein lethal(2) giant larvae
Exons: 9
Coding region: 372-3875 (1167 amino acids)
Biological process (GO): establishment of spindle orientation; regulation of establishment or maintenance of cell polarity; regulation of protein secretion
Cellular component (GO): cortical actin cytoskeleton; cytoplasm; plasma membrane
Molecular function (GO): syntaxin binding; GTPase activator activity; myosin II binding
Source: RefSeq, a predicted model, not a curated record
GCGCUCGGUUGUUUUGUGUAUUUGUUAUCUAUAAUAGUUAUUUCCCAACGUUUCGCCAAACCUACUCCAAUAAUAACUUGACAAUAACUGUCGUCGACGUUUGCAUUUAAUAAUUUUAUCAAACGAAACCCCAUACCACUGUGUAAAAACCAAGUACAAAUUAUUCAGCAUUUUACAUGUACAUGCAUGUCUGUAUGUACACGCACACACGUACACCGCCGCAUUUUUGUGAAUGGUAAACUGUAAUUGUAAAACGAUGCUAAAGAUUAACGAAACAUAUCAAGUGUGAAAAUUUGUGCAGCAUACAUUACAAAAGUACACAGAAAUACUUAGUGUAAAGCUAUUUCGACUCUAAAUAAAUUGCCCUCGACAUGUUGAAGUUUAUACGAGGUAAAGGUCAACAGCCAUCAGUUGAGCGACAGCGACUGCAAAAGGAACUCUUCGCCUAUCGCAAGACCGCUCAACAUGGCUUUCCGCAUAAGCCCUCGGCGUUGGCUUACGAUCCGGUAUCCAAGCUCAUGGCCAUUGGAACACAAACAGGCGCCUUGAAAGUUUUCGGUCAACCGGGGGUGGAGCUUUAUGCACAACAUACUCUGGUGAACAAUACGGCAUCUGAAUUAAAUGUGCAAUUGCUAGAAUGGGUAUACGGCUCCGGCCGCAUACUGUCGCUAACUGCAGCAAAUCAACUUAUAUUAUGGGAGCCGGUGGGUACGACUCUGGUGCCCAUCAGGACGCUGCCAUUCGAUGGAAAGUUAAAGAAAGUAUCAUCGUUGUGUUGUUCCCUGAAUAAGGAUGUUGUGUGGAUUGGUACCGAGGGCGGAAAUAUAUACCAAUUCGAUUUGAAGUCGUUUACUAUGCGCGAGCCCGUCAUUUAUCACGAUGUGGUCUUGGAGCAGGUACCACCCAGCUAUAAGCUCAAUCCAGGUGCUAUAGAAUCCAUACGUCAGCUGCCAAACGCUCUCAAUAAGCUCUUGAUUGCCUACAAUCGUGGCCUAUGUGUGCUGUGGGACUUGGAAAGCUCAAGUGUGGAGAGAGCUUAUAUUGCACCAGGUCAUGGACAAAGUGUGGGACUCUUUGUGAACGCCAGUGGCACGGAAUUUCAUUGGUACCAUGCUGACGGCUCUUAUGCCAACUGGAGCAUUACAAGCGGCGAACCACCACAAAAUGUGAACUAUGUUCCAUAUGGGCCAGAUCCUUGUAAAAGCAUAAAUCGCUUGUAUAAAGGCAAGCGUGGUAUGAGCGAUGUGAUUAUAUUUUCUGGUGGCAUGCCACGUUCUGCUUAUGGCGAUCACAACUGUGUUUCGGUGCACAGCAGCGAUGGACAUAAGAUUUGUCUGGAUUUCACAUCGAAAGUUAUUGAUUUCUUCGUUACCUACGAUACAAGUGCAAAAGACGACGCUCAGGUGCUCAUCGUUUUGCUUGAGGAGGAGCUCUGUGCGUACGAUUUGACGGAUGCUAAAGUUCCAGCUAUAAAAGCGCCCUAUUUGCACUCGGUGCAUGCUUCGGCAGUGACCUGCAACUAUCUGGCCUCGCAAGUUAGCCAGGCCGUCUAUGAGAGCAUUGCACGCGUUGGCACUGAACAGGACAUGGGCUAUAGUGACAUGGAAUGGCCAAUAACUGGCGGCGUACUUGAGGAUGAUGCAGAUAGCCAUGCUGAGACAAAUGAAACGGCAAAACUGUACGAAAUACUCUUGACUGGUCAUGAAGAUGGAUCAGUCAAGUUUUGGGACUGCAGCGACGUUCUACUUCAACCCAUUUAUAACUUCAAGACGGCAAAUAUCUUUGGACAGGAAAAUCAUGAUGAUGAUCUAGGAAAUGUCAGCAUGGAACAAAUUGACGAAAGCGAGCCACCAUUCCGAAAAGCUGGUCUGUUCGAUCCGUACUCUGACGAUCCACGCUUGGCAGUUAAGAAAAUAGCUCUAUGCCCAAACACGGGUCAGCUUGUUGUUGGCGGCACCGCUGGCCAACUGAUCAUAGCUAAUUUUGAAGCAGAUGCCGGGACUGAGAACCGCCCGCUGAAGCUGAGUUCCAUGAAUUUAGUUAGUGAUCGUGAUGGUUUCGUUUGGAAAGGCCACGAUCAGCUAAACGUACGCAGCAAUUUAUUGGAGGAGGAUGCAGCACCAUUCAUAGAAAAAGGCGUGGGCAUAAGUGGUGUGCUGCAGGUUUUGCCCCCAGCCAGCAUUACAUGUUUGGCAUUAGAAGCUAACUGGGGUGUUGUGUCCGCCGGCACGGCGCAUGGUUUGGUAUUGUUUGACUUUAAAAACUUUGUGCCAGUAUUCCAUCGUUGCACACUGAAUCCAAAUGACUUAACUGGCGCAGGGGAGCAGCUUUCUCGUCGCAAAUCCUUUAAGAAAUCGCUGCGAGAAUCAUUCCGUAAACUACGCAAGGGACGUUCAACCCGCACCAAUAAUGCCAACCAGUUACCAACUACGCUGGAAGCACGUCCUGUUGAGCGGCAAAUUGAAGCGCGCUCCACUGACGAUGGCAUGGGCUCUAUGGUGCGAUGCUUGUUCUUUGCAAAAACGUAUAUAACAAAUGUCAACAUUACUUCACCCACUCUGUGGUCAGCCACAAAUGCGAGCACAGUUUCUGUAUUUCUGUUACAUUUGCCGCCGGCGCAAACGGCAGCUACUGCCAUGCCGCCAGCUAGCGGCAAUGCCACGCCGCAGCCACCACGACGCAUUUCUGCACAGCUGGCCAAGGAAAUACAGUUAAAGCAUCGUGCUCCAGUUGUGGGUAUAUCGAUCUUUGAUCAAACUGGUUGUCCUGUGGAUCAGCUAACCCACGGAGAAAAUGGAUCACCACCACAUCGUGUACUUAUCGCAUCGGAGGAACAGUUUAAGGUGUUUUCGCUGCCACAGCUGAAGCCAAUUAACAAAUACAAGCUAACCGCACACGAAGGUGCACGGAUUCGUCGCAUACACUUUGGUUCGUUUAGUUGUCGUGUUUCUAAUGAGCUGCUACAAAAUCUGCACGGCAGCAGUCCGACAAAGUCGACGCGCUCCUCCGAGGCUGGUGGUGAUGGCGCGUUGAAUGCAAGUGCAACCACAGCUUUAGCUGGUGGUGAGAAUUAUCAUGAAAUGGCGCUGAUUUGCUUGACUAAUAUGGGAGAUAUAAUGGUAUUGUCAGUGCCGGAAUUAAAGCGACAGCUAAACGCCGCUGCAGUGCGUCGGGAAGAUAUCAAUGGCAUUUCAUCACUAUGCUUCACCAAUUCUGGCGAGGCUUUGUACAUGAUGUCGUCCUCAGAAUUACAGCGCAUUGCUUUGUCCACUUCCAAGGUUGUACAACCAGCGGGCAUUGUGGAAAUAGAACCACUAACCAGCGAAGAUAGCAACUCCAAUAUGCUAAACAAUGAAGCUGAUGAAAGCGAUGGUGAAGUUGAUGCUGGUACGGAAAACGAUGGCGUUGGAAAUAAUGAGGCACCAGUUGCUAAGCAACGCGCUAAGCCACUAGACCUGAACGCUGAGAACAAUGCACUACCGCUUUCAAACGGUAUUACAAGUGGCAACUCACCGAAUCGGGCUAACGAGACCAUCACCAGUUCCAUAGGUGACAUCACCGUUGAUUCUGUACGGGAUCAUUUGAACACUACAACUACAACAUUAUGUUCUACAACUACAGAGGAAACUGUCGGUCGACUCUCAGUUCUCAGUACACAGACAAAUCAAAGUACUACCAAUAUUAAUAUGAAAAAUUUACCUGACCUUAAUAUCCCAGACUUGUUGGAUGCAGAUUCAAAAGCUAAAUCAAUGGAGAAAAGUACUAGCUCCGUUGUAAUAAAAUCUGUUAUUACAAGUAUUUCACAUGAAAAGAUGAACGGCGAAAAUGAAACAACAAAAACUAAAACCACAACACACGAGGAGAGUCAAUUUUAAUCAAUCCACCAUCUACUAACUGCACCUAACGACGAGUAUAAACAUAUCUAUCAAGUAAAAUGCAACUAUUUUACAUAUGCAUACAUACAUAUAUCGAAAUGCUGCAAGCAGGAAUCGUAUUGUAUAAUCAUAUAUACAUUUCGUACAUGCUGCGCCACCAGUAUUACACGAAAACUAUCUUUUUAUUAAUCUACAAUUUUUAUGCAUGUACAAAAUUUUGUAAUUGACAAAAACUUAUAUAUAUUGACUUAAAAAAUGUAACAAACAAAUACAGGCCGUAAUAUUUUUGUAUUUUGGAGUAAAUGUUAUUUUUGAUAUGAAGAUUUAUUUUCUAAGCUAAUAACAUUUCCAUAUAUUUACAUUCGUAUGUAAACUGAGUACCAUUCAUGCCUUUUACAAACAAAGUAACAUUUUAAAAGAUAUAUUUAUAUGUGCUAAAUAAAUUUACAAAGCUUUGACAUAUUU